CGGUGAGACAGGACAGGCUUCCCCGGAUAUGAUGUCAGGGAGUGGCUCUUGGGGCUGUAUAGCAAGAUGGCUGCGCCCAGCGCAGGAAAAGUCUAAACUGAAAAGAGUAUGAAUAUUGGUUCCAGUUCCUCCAAGAUGAUGAUAUUUCCUGAAAGGGGAAGGUUAUGAUGUCUGUGGUGCAUCGGUUGUCAGCUGGAUGGCUACUGGAUCAUCUUUCUUUUAUCAACAAGGCUGGCUACCAGCUCUGUCACUCUUCCCAACGCCCUGAUGGGGCUCCCAUUACCUCCACCUCUUCUGUGAAUCCUGUUGUUCCUUCCUGCUUUACCAGUAUAUCGUCUCCUGUUGAUGUACCUGCUCCUGAGCUUGGAGCUGCUGUAGAAAGAGCAGUUGAAAUCUCUCACACACGAUAUGUGUUUCGGGAUGAGUUCUUUCAAGUCUUUAAACCACAUAUUGUUGCAUUUCCCCAAAAGAAACCACAACAAAGAAACUUAGAGGCUGGUCACACAGGGCUAAAGGACAACACCAAUGGAGCAGAGCAGGAAGGAGGAGCCAGGAGUGAUGAUGCAGAUUCUGUUGCCAGUGUAAGAAAGACGUGUAAAAGAAAGCAUAGUGGGCUCAACCAAGGUGAACUGGAUGCUUUAGAAUACCAUACAAAGAUUAGAGGGCUGAUUUGGGAUGGUUCUACAAGUAUAGUCCAAGAAGGGUUCAAAAGUGGUUUCCUUCAAUCUAUAUCUGCAGAACACAGUUGCAGCAAGAAUGUUGUUAUGGAACAUAUUGGCUGUGGGUUAGCUGAAUUAUGUGAAAUGGCAAAGCGGUUUCCCUCUGUGAAUGAAAAUGCCCAUCAAAUUAUACAAAUGACAGCUGAAGUGACCAUUCCAGAGCAGGAUCUGUUGUCAUGUGUUACAGAAAACAUGACAAGUUAUGCAAAGAUACUGAAUUUAAUGGGGCAGAAAUAUCUGGUGCCUCCAAAAAGCAGCUUCCUUUUAUCUGAUAUUUCAUGCAUGAAACCACUUCUGGAUUACAAGAAAAAAUAUGAUGUAAUCGUAAUAGACCCACCGUGGGCAAACAAGUCUGUUAAAAGAAGUAACCGAUACAGCUACUUGUCUCCCUGGCAAAUCAAGCAAAUUCCCAUAUCAGCACUAGCUGCUCCAAAUUGUCUUGUGGUCACAUGGGUGACCAAUAGACAGAAGCAUCUACGUUUUGUUAAAGAUGAACUCUAUCCUCACUGGUCUGUUAAAACCCUUGCUGAGUGGCACUGGGUAAAAAUUACCAGAUCUGGAGAAUUUAUAUUUCCACUAGAUUCUUCCCACAAGAAGCCCUAUGAAGUUCUUGUAUUAGGGAGAGUUCAAGGAAAUGUGGAUUUGUCAUUAAGGAAAUCAGAAGUAGAAGAGCCUUCAAUUCCAGACCACAAAUUAAUUGUCAGCGUACCCUGCAUUCUUCAUUCACAUAAACCUCCUCUUGCUGAGGUUCUGACAGAAUUUAUCAAGCCGGAUAUGGAAUGUUUGGAGUUAUUUGCUCGCAGUCUGCAGCCUGGUUGGACCAGCUGGGGAAAUGAAGUUCUUAAAUUCCAACACAUUGAUUAUUUUACUACUUUGCAGAGUGAAAACUGACUGUCGUGCCUUAAUUAGAAGAUUCCUCUCCCACCCCAGCUCUAGAACCUAUUUUAUUUAUUUAUUUUUAUUGCUGCUGGGACAAUUUGAAGUCAAUGUAAGUGGAACUAGAAUAGGCUCGAUUAAAAUCCUUGCACUUCUGAUUGCAUUAUGGUACUGUAUUCAUUUUUACAAGGUGUUUCUUUAUUUUGAUUUUCUCGAGACGAAAUGGAGUGGGGUGAGCUGGGAGGAACAUUUACAAAUAUCAGAGUAUAAUCUCUAUAGGUAAAGAAUGAUUUUCACUGUUAAUUUUUUCCCAGGUAAGACUCCCAUAAAUCCUAGCUUCUUAUUAAAUGCUAUAGUGCAAUCUUAGGGCGGUAUUUCACCACUUUUAAAGUAAGCCAUUUGAAGUAAAUGCUUCAGGAUUAAAUAUCUGUUCUGAAAGAAAGUAGGUCUUCAGGUUGGGUUCAGAAAACCGUGGAGAUUGAAGUAAAUAAGUAUAAACAUGUAUUCAUUUUUCUGUCUGAUAAGAAAUAGUGAGUAAUGCCUAUGUUAACUGACACACAGACUGUUGACUGGUGCAUGUUCUGUUUAAAAUUACGCUUUUAGGAUACUGUUAGUUUCUAAUUCCAUCUUUGUAUGAAUGAUAUUAAUUCUUUGUAUCUAUUGUACAUGAUCAAAGUCUCAACAUCUUGCAAACUCUGCAUAUUAAGGCAUUAGAUUUAACGGAGAAGUGUAACAAUAUAAAUAUUUUAUAAAAAUCUGUUCCUCAUGUUCUUGAAAAUGUUGUAAAAAGUAAGGUUUGAGCUCAUUACCUGCGUUAUGCAUUUUUUAAGCUUCACUUUCUUGUAAUUUUUAUGGGACGUGAAAUUGUAAGAGAAAAUUUAUGUAUUCAGAGUUUUAGAUGUUUUGAACCUUUCCUUUGAACUGACUAUUACUGUUUCUGCAAAAAUUAAAUAAGAUUUUUUUGAGCGAUU
Molecule: messenger RNA, 2566 nt
Organism: Gavialis gangeticus (Gharial)
Lineage: Eukaryota; Metazoa; Chordata; Crocodylia; Gavialidae
Gene: METTL4
Product: methyltransferase like 4
Exons: 9
Coding region: 165-1610 (481 amino acids)
Cellular component (GO): cytosol; RNA N6-methyladenosine methyltransferase complex; nucleus
Molecular function (GO): nucleic acid binding; RNA methyltransferase activity; site-specific DNA-methyltransferase (adenine-specific) activity
Source: RefSeq, a predicted model, not a curated record